AUGAACGAACAGCCGCUGCCGCUCAAGAAUUGGCCGCAUACCUUUGACCAGGGUUAUGUGUUCAAACGUCUUGGUAUAGCAGGUAGCCCCGAGGACCAAAGGACUGUCCGCGAGGUGGCACAAGUUGUCUAUAAUGUUGUAGCGACUGAGGCUCUUAGAAAAGGCGUCAUUAUUGGCAAUAUUUUCCGAUCGAGCUCUUCGCGCACUCAGAUUCUAUUUGAGUGGCGCAGGCGAAUACUGAGGUUACCAGUGGCUGUUAGAAAUCACGUAACUGACAUUAGCCUUCUCUCCGGGGCGUUGUAUAAAUACCUCACUUGUAUCCACGAUGAGUUGCAAGAAGACUUUGAAAGACACCAACAUGAGCAGGCAACCGCAGCAAAAAAAUCCUCUGGAAAGGCAGCGAAACAACCACAGACAACACAACCGGCAGGACCACAGCCGGCACAGGCGCCAUCGGGAAGCUCAAUACCGAAUCCAGCAAGACCACCAGACCCGGACAGAUUCGAAUAUCAUCGGCCCUUCAUAGUGCCCAACGGUGACAUCCAGAUCAUUCGAGCAGAUCAACCAGAAAUGCCAAUUGCAAUUAGAGUAAGUGACCUUUUGAAAGACAGAUCAAACCCGAAGGAUAUAUGCCCGGAUGGGGAUUGGAUCAACAUCGCCAACAUUCAAUUUGACUAUUUCAUGCAAAACCUCAUCAAAGAAGGAUAUAUGCUAAAUGGGGACACAGUCUGGUUGUGCCAUCUCUCUCUGGAUCAAAUUGACCGAACGCUGAUUGAUACCCCCCAGCCUGGGGAGUCACGACUAACUUCCUUCAACCUAGCAUCUACACUUUUGAGAACUAUCCGUGAGCAUUGGCCUAAGCUUCGAAAUCCCUCCCCUGAGCCCUUUAAAAAUUCAAGGCGCUCACCAUUACCCAGACCUAAUUUGACUAUUAUUGUUCGAAGCGGUAUCCCAGCAGGAGGCGCUCUAUCUGCUAAACAGCCAGCAUUAGCUCGCCCUGCUGAGCAAUUGGGUGGUAAUGCGAUUACUCCUAACCGUCGAAUGGAACAGGUAGCUCGAUACGCGGCCCAAAGACACGCCAAAACCAAACGAAAGAGAACACUAGCGGAGGCGGAGGCGGGCGCAGGAGACACAGGAGAAGAAACCGAGUUGGAUGAGAGUGGCCCGGCGGCCCAAAGAAGAAGGGGAAUGCCCAAAAUUGCCGCUGGGCCCGCUGCUGGCCCUUCCACUGGUCCUCCUGCUCGGACUUCUGCUGGCCCUGUUCGCGGUACUUUUUCUGGCAGUUCUGCUCGCACUUCUGCUGGCCCUGCAGUCGGUACUUUUUCUGGCCGUUCUGCUCGCACUUUUGCUGGCCCUGUUGUUGGCCCUGUUGCUGGCCCUGUUGCUGGCCCUGUUGUUGGCCCUGUUGUUGGCCCUGUUGCUGGCCCCUCUGCUGCUGCCGCCCCCGGCCCUUCUACUGACCCUAAUCUUACCUUAGCUCCCGCCGGGCAAUAUCCCCCAGUACGGAAUGAUGAUGAAGCUGCUUUCUUGGCCAAUUUAGAUCCUACAAUGUUUAACGACGAGGGACUUGUGGGUGAUGAUGCCGCCUUGCGUGACGCCUUGAAAGCAUUCCUCGAGCAGAACGAAUGGGGUGGAGAUGGAGGGCCGAUGGAGGAGGACUGA
Messenger RNA from Penicillium coprophilum, 1662 nucleotides. RefSeq lists its product as uncharacterized. The coding region runs from base 1 to 1662 and encodes 553 amino acids. Lineage: Eukaryota; Fungi; Ascomycota; Eurotiomycetes; Eurotiales; Aspergillaceae. The record is from RefSeq and is a predicted model, not a curated record. The transcript has 2 exons.